AUAUUAGUAUUUAAUAAAAUGCCUUUCUAUGGAGAUUAGCGCUUCCAAACACGAGUCUAAGGAACCAUUCCCGCUUAUUCAGGUCUAUGUUCUGUGUUUGUUCCUUAAACUAAACUUAUAUUAAUUUUUCGAGUCUCGUGAAUUCCGGUUUGUCUUUGAGUCAUACUGGUUCCUCUAAUGAAAUCACACCUGAAUUCAUGGGGUUCCAAAGCACUAGGUUUAGUUCUGUGUUCAUGUAAUCUAUUCUGUCACACCUUGUCUGGGUGUCUCUUUUAUAUAUAAGUGUAAGUGCUGCAAAGAAGGUGAUGGGUUAAUUGUUUCAUUUCAUAGUUGAGACUUUGAGACAUUUUGAUGUGUCAAGGAAAAGCCAAAUUUGUGAACAGUUUCAUAGGACAAAGGCCUAUACAAAGGAAGGGACUAGAAAAGAACUUUUUAACUGAUCGUAACAUUUGAAAAUUUUUCUAAUAUCCAGAAGAAAGAAUGGAAACUGGUGUUCAAUCAGCUUGGAGGGGUAGCUAUUUGCAUGGGCUAGAAAAUGUAGAGGAAGACCAAGAGCUGAAGAUAGUGUCAUCUAAGCCUGCGAUUGCUCAACCACAAACACCACAUGAGCCUAUGGAAUUCUUGUCAAGGUCGUGGAGUCUUUCGGCUUCAGAAAUUUCAAAGGCUCUUGCUGAAAAGCAGAAAGAAUUUUUCCAUGACAAUAACCCCAACACUUGCCCAGAAGUAGUUCUUGUACCACAACUACCAGUCAAAUUAAUAAAUCCUGUUAGUGCUCGGAGGACGGGUUCAUUUGGAAAAUGGUUCUACCACAAAGAGUCUAGUAUCACCACAGUGAAGAAGAAAGACAAGGCACGUGUAGAAAAUGCACACACACAUUCCGCUGUCUCAGUCGCAGGACUAGCUGCGGCCUUGGCUGCCGUGGCUGCAGCAGAAAACUCCAGCAGCUCAGGAUCGAAAAUGAACAUGGCUUUGGCAUCAGCUACAGAACUCUUGGCAUCACACUGCAUUGAGUUAGCUGAAUUAGCUGGAGCUGAUCACGAUCGUGUGGCUUCUGUUGUCAGAUCAGCAGUUGAUAUUCGAAGUCCUGGUGAUCUAAUGACUCUCACAGCUGCAGCUGCAACAGCUUUGCGGGGAGAAGCAGCUCUGAAAGCAAGAUUGCCAAAAGAAGCAAAGAAGAAUGCAUCUAUAAGUCCCUAUGAUAGAAGUUUGACAGAGAGCCACUGGUGGAGUGCUGCUUCUCAUAGUCAAAUGGUGGAACAGAGUCCUCCCUUUGUUGGAGAAUUAUUGCAAGUCACACAAAAAGGAAUUUUACAAUGGAAGCAUGUCUCUGUCUACAUCAACAAGAAAUCCCAGGUCAUAAUUAAGAUCAAAAGCAAACAUGUUGGAGGAGCCUUCUCCAAGAAGAAUAAGUGUGUUGUUUAUGGAGUUUGUGAUGAGGUUGCUGCAUGGCCGUAUAGAAAAGAAAGGGAAAUUUCAGACGAGGUCUAUUUCGGCCUCAAAACUGCACAAGGUCUUCUAGAGUUCAAGUGCAAGAACAAGAAUCAUAAGCAGAAAUGGGUUGAUGAAAUUCAGAAUCUUCUUCGUCGAGUUAGCUGCAUUGAAGCAACUGAAGGCUCUCUAGAAUUUCUUAGUGCUAGUAAUAGUAUAUGAUGUAUUUUGUGCAUAUGUAGUGAGAAGUAGGACAGAUAACUUACUAGUGCCAUACUCGUAUUUCAUGCGAGAAGAUUUUCUUUUAUACACAUAAUUUUGGAGCACGCAGCGUACUGUUCCUAUGUUUUGUUUUCAGGACAAGAAAUGUGAAAAUUUUUACUUGAGAGUUUUCA
This is a messenger RNA of Quercus lobata, 1823 nucleotides long. Its product is annotated as VAN3-binding protein-like. Gene Ontology annotation, biological process: leaf vascular tissue pattern formation; auxin-activated signaling pathway; phloem or xylem histogenesis. The record is from RefSeq and is a predicted model, not a curated record. The transcript is spliced from 7 exons. The coding region runs from base 481 to 1650 and encodes 389 amino acids. Lineage: Eukaryota; Viridiplantae; Streptophyta; Magnoliopsida; Fagales; Fagaceae.